Vicia villosa (hairy vetch) is the source of this 574-nucleotide messenger RNA. RefSeq lists its product as uncharacterized. The record is from RefSeq and is a predicted model, not a curated record. The coding region runs from base 152 to 574 and encodes 140 amino acids. The transcript has a single exon. Lineage: Eukaryota; Viridiplantae; Streptophyta; Magnoliopsida; Fabales; Fabaceae.
AGAGAAAGAGUACUUUAGUAGUGAUUGCAUAGAUAAGUCUGAUGUUACUAACUUUGAUGCAUAUGAGCACGUCACUCCCGAGUUCCUAAAUGCUCUUAAAACUUCGGGAUUUCCUAAUCAUUCAAUCAGGUUGAAAGUUGGGGCCACUAUAAUGUUAAUGCGCAAUCUAGAUCAGUCUGAAGGCUUGUGCAAUGGUACACGACUCACUGUAACAAGGCUUGCUGCUCAUGUCAUUGAAGCUAAGAUCAUUUCUGGAAAAAAUAUUGGGAACACUAUUUAUAUUCCUAGAAUGUCUUUGUCCCCCUCACAGUCGCCGUGGCCAUUUAAAUUGGUGAGACGCCAAUUUCCAAUUAUUGUUUCCUUCGCCAUGACAAUUAACAAGUCUCAAGGGCAAUCUCUAGACCAUGUUGGUUUGUAUUUGCCAAAGGAAGUUUUUAGUCAUGGUCAAUUAUAUGUGGCUAUCUCUAGAGUGAAAUCCAAAAAGGGAUUAAAGAUUCUUAUUCAUGACAAUGAUAGAGAACCCAUGAGUACUACCACUAAUGUUGUAUUCAAAGAAGUGUUCCAAAAUGUUUAA